Macadamia integrifolia is the source of this 3458-nucleotide messenger RNA. RefSeq names its product protein FAR1-RELATED SEQUENCE 5-like. Gene Ontology annotation, biological process: regulation of DNA-templated transcription. Gene Ontology annotation, molecular function: zinc ion binding. The record is from RefSeq and is a predicted model, not a curated record. The coding region runs from base 705 to 2981 and encodes 758 amino acids. The transcript is spliced from 4 exons. Lineage: Eukaryota; Viridiplantae; Streptophyta; Magnoliopsida; Proteales; Proteaceae.
AAUAAUAAGGAUAAAGAAGUCUGUCCUAAUAUUUGGCUUUUCUUACAUCCAAACACAACUGGGCGUGAUAAUGUACGUGAAGAUUCAUUGCUCUCGAUAAUGUAUUGGAGUCAUAACGUACGGAAAGGAGACAAAACAAGUUCAAUACACAGCGCAUGGGGCACUCUUGGGUCUUCGCCUAUGUGUGUUUGGGUGUAAAGGGUGCUGACGUGAACGCUAUUCGAUGGUGUUGCGUACGCCCAGACACGGGAGGUAGAGCCUCUUCUCCGGGCGUACGCCACUCGGGUACUUUCAAAAAAAAAAAAAAAAAAAAAACGAAAAGGAAAAAGAAGCCUGUUUUCUUCCUCUCAGAGAAACGCUUUUCCACUCGUAGGGGCAGCAAUUUCACUGCUCCCGUCGGACAACGACGACUUUAAGCAGCAGUAGAUUUCAUUGCUACAGGUUCUCUCUCUCUCUUUCUCACAGAGAAACUUGUUUUCUUCCCAGAGGGCGGCGAACAGAACAAGCGAAUCAACUGAGUUUAGUUUCUCCUCAUCUUCUUACUUUUCCAGUUCUUUCCUCCACUGAAAUGGGCGUUGUGCACUUCUUGUUUGCGAUUAUCGAGGAACUUCAAGUUGGAACUUAUCUGAGAAUCGGGUUUCUUCAAGUAUAGGGAACUCGACUAAUCUUCUUAAAGUUAAACCAAGCACGAAGGAGAGAAAACUAUGGGAGAUGAAGGCAUUGGUCUAGAUGUUGAGAAUCAGCCUAUCAACCAAGAAGGAGAGAAAGCUAUGGGAGAUGAAGACAUCGGUCUAGAUGUUGAGCAGCCUAUCAACCACGAAGGAGAGAAAAUUGUGGGAGAUGAAGACAUUGGUCUGGAUGUUGAGAAUCAGCCUAUCAACCAAGAAGGACAGAAAACUAUGGGAGAUGAAGACAUCGGUCUAAAUUUUGAGCAUCCUAUCAACCAAGAAGGAGAGAAAACUAUGGGAGAUGAAGACAUUGGUCUGGAUGUUGAGAAUCAGCCUCGGAUAGGCAUGAAGUUUAAUUCAGAGAAUGAGGCAUAUGAUUUCUACAAUAGCUAUGGAGCAAGGAUGGGUUUUAGUGUUAGGAGAAACUAUGCACAUAGGAGCAGAAAAGAUAAGACAAUCGUAACUUCGAGAAUGUUCGUUUGUAGUAAACAAGGAUAUCGGAAAAAAGACAACCGAUGUAUGGCUACAAAGAAACCUCGAGCAGAGACAAGAAUCGACUGUCCUGCACGCAUGGGAAUUGCGAUUAUGGAUAAUGGACAAUACCAAUGUCGUGAUUUUGUUGAAGAGCAUAAUCACCUUCUUCAUCUACCAGUUACCAUUCAUAUGAUGCGGUCACAACAGAAACUUUUAGAUGUACAUGCUUCAGAAAUUGAUUUGGCUGAUGAUUUUGGAAUUAAACCUAACGCCACAUUUGAGUACAUCGGAAGGCACGCAGGCAGGAGACAAAACCAUGGGCACGCCCAAGAAAAUGAUAAAAAUUAUCUCCGAACUAAACGUCAGCGUGCCUUAUCUUAUGGUGAAUCCGGGAGUUUGUUAUUGUACUUCAUCAAACAAACUAAGGUUAAUCCUUUUUUUACUUACUCAUUGCAGUUGGAUGAUGAAGAACAAAUAACAAAUAUAUUUUGGGCCGAUCCGAAGAUGAUAAUAGAUUAUGCACAGUUUGGUGAUGUUGUUACCUUUGAUACUACAUUUUGCAUCAGCAAAGAAUAUAGGCCCUUCAGUAUAUUUGCUGGAUUUAAUCAUCAUGGAGGAGUUGUCAUAUUUGGGGUUGCAUUGCUCUAUGAUUUGACAACUGAAUCUUUUAAAUGGUUGUUUGAGGCAUUCUUGGAAGCUCAUGGACAAAAGAAACCUAUAACCAUUUUUACUGAUCAAGAUGAUGCAAUGGAAAGGGCAAUAGCUGAGGUGUUUCCUAAAAUAUGGCAUGGAUUGUGUACUUGGCACAUUAUGCAAAAUGGCAUAAAGCAUCUAGGGAAUUUGAUGAAGGAUGGAACAAGUUUUUUGAAAGAUUUCAAAACUUGUAUGUUUCAUUAUGGAGGGGAAUUAGAAUUUGAAAAGGCAUGGGAAAAAUUGCGCAAUGAUUAUGAAAUUAAAAAUGGUUCAUGGUUAGAUCGUAUUUAUGGGCUAAAAGAGAAAUGGGCUAAGUGUUAUAUGAAGAAGAUCUUCACCAUAGGAAUGCAGAGUACACAGCUUAGUGAAAGUUUGAAUAGAGACUUGAAGGAUUACUUGAAAUCCAAUUUGGAUGUUGUGCAAUUUCUUGAGCAUUUCGAAAGAAUAGUGAAUGAGAAACGUGAUAAUGAGUUAAAGGCUGAGUUCGAUGCAAAAAAUAAGGUGCCAAGAAAUAUGUUUUACAAGUCCCCCGUAAUGAAACAAGCAGGAGAAGUUUACACUCCUUGGAUAUUUGAAGAAUUUCAAGCGGAGUAUAACUGGAUUGGAGCUUGCUACAUAAAAUUUCGGAAUGAAAGUAAUGCGUUGCUUGAGUAUGUAGUUGCUAUAUUUGAGCAAGAAGGGGAUUUUAAAGUCUUGUGUAACCCCUCUGAGGCUAUGAUUGAAUGUAGCUGCAGGAAAUUUGAGACAUUUGGCAUUUUAUGUUGUCAUGCUUUGAAAAUUCUAGAUGUGCUAGAUGUUAAGUUUAUUCCUAAAGCCUAUAUUUUGAGGAGAUGGACAUGGGCAGCAAGAAGUAUGCUGGUGGAAGAUAAUAAGGGAAAACAAGUUGAAGAAAAUGUUCAUUUGGAUUGUACACAAUGUUAUAGGCUUCUUUGCCCUAAACUAGUUAACAUAGCAUCACAAGCAUCUAAAUCAGCAGAAGGAUAUGCUUUGGUAAACAAAGUUGUUGAUGAGUUGUGUAAACAACUUGAAAAUAUUUACAUUGAUGCCCCACAUCUAGCUGUGUCAAGUGAGGGUCUUAGUGCAAAAAAGAUUGAAGAGUUGGGUGGAACAAAAAGGAAAGAGAAAGAUAAAAGUUCUUACAACUAAUUCUCAAGCUUCUCAAGAACUUCAAUCAAGGGCACCCUCCAAUUGAGUACAAUGGAAUCCUUUGGAUGGACCUCAAGAAAUGGAGAACAACUAUAGUUUUUUACUUCACUAUUAAUGGGAUCCUUUGAUUGUUCCCAGCCUCAACAAUUUUCCUCCCAAGCCUCAUCAUCUAUGGUGCAUCACACUUUAGCAGAGGAAAUGAUGGAAUGAGUCAACCAUCCUUGUGCCCUCUUCCUAAUGUUAUAGCUACCCUUAAUCAAAAUUUAAAUUGCUUUUCAUGAUUCGGAUCAUAUUUGUAUUUACUUAGAAACACAUUUGGAGUGAUAGGGAUGACAUGGAUCAUAUUUGCAUUUACUUCCCCCUGUAGUAAGACAUGUUUGAUAUGUGUGAGCUGAGAGAAUUUUCGUUUCCCACAUGUAGAAGUGGGUUUUAACCCCCAUCCAGCCCUCCAAACAAUGGUGAUUGAUCCAUUUUGCA